AUGAAAAUACUGUCAAAAAGAAACACGUAUAUUGCCAAGAUUCUCUUUAUGCUGGCCUCAUCCGCCAUGGCAUACAAUAUAUCUCGCAAUUCCGACGAGCCAGGAGUUGUAAGCAUAGUUCCAUACAGUGAUUACUUCCUGUCAAAGAGGCCAAAAAUAAAAACAGGCGAUGAGCUGCCGCGCGCAUACCUAGUGGGUUUUACUCCAUUCAAAAAGUAUGUGGGCGCCAAGGAGUAUCUAACCGACAAGAAAUAUAAAAAUUAUCACAAACGCCCCGAGCUCCUCAACGUCCAGGUAUACAACAGAACUGUUCUUUCUGUGUUCUACACCAAAGAGUACUUCCAGGCUCUGUACGCAGGAUGGUUCCAUGGCGAAGAGCUUCCGAUCUACAACGCGUACUUCAAAAACUUUUUGACAAUGGUCAACAUGGCAAACAUUCCGUACUAUUCAAAAGAAAAGGGACACUAUUUGACCGAGCUAGACAUACAUACUAUCUUGGCGCUCUACGACAUAUUCGAGCUGAACCACUAUGAAAGAAUACCUGUGGAUGCAAAGAAAUACACUAAUUUGGACAUGACAAAAAGAGACUGUUUCAAAGAAAACAUGAGAUUUCUUAUUGAAAGAAGCAAAGACGGAUAUGAUGCAUACCUAGGCAUACUCAGACACAUAAAAGACGCAGGUCGAGCUGUCUUUAUGUCAGAAGUGCCUGCUACUCCGAUAGACACCAAAGACUGGGCGAACUGGGUGCUGAGCAGAAAGUUUAAUCUCGAUCUGUUCUGGUACCUGUACUCCACUCUCUGCAACAACAAUAUGGAUGUCCGCAAAAAAAGAAUUGUCACGUAUGUUAAAGAAACGUCAGUGCUCGGGAAAAAAGGGCUGAAAAUUUAUUUGAGCAACAAAAAAAAGUCUGAGGAGGAGUACAUUGGUCUGUCGCACUAUCUCCUGUACAACAACCCGCUGAAGGUGAAAAACAUGGAGAUAGCCGUGCAGGAGGGCCUGGGAGUGCCUGAAAGACAGCUUAAAUCGGUUGUGGAGGCGUUCAGAAAUCUAGAAGUUGUCUAUUUCAGUUCUCUUGGAAACUUUGACAGAAUUGAGAACAAUCUGUCUCUAGUAAAUGUCGUGCUGGACGUGGAGAAGAAAAGACGGGAGCGAAACAUGACCCCAGUUCUAAGAGGGUUUGCGAUCUACGACUACAACUCGCUGAACAAGUUUGCAAAAAGACAGCUGCUGAAACUAGACCUUGUCAAAGUUGGGUUUAUGACAAAACAGGAAAGAUGCAGAACAUGUAUAGAAAUGGGGCACAGAUGUCUUUACAAGCUGAACCACCGCCAGCCCAACUUCCUUGGAAUGUUCGCCAUCAAAGAAGACAAUAUAAGAAAUGUAAGAGGACUUAUUUCCCCGUACAAAAUCGUGUUUGAUGAGCAAAACGUAGAACAGCUGUACAACUUGAGCGAGCUGGGCAUAUCGAUAGACGACAAGGAGCUGCCUGAUCCCUACCAAAAAUCAGAGCUGCCGUACGGUCUUAGAACCUCAAUGUACAUAAAAACAGUCCGGCUAUUUGGAGAUAGCAGAAAACAGGCGCCCUCUCAUUUGGAUAUGUUCAAAAAGAUCCUGAAGAUAACAAGUGCAGACCACAUUGACAUUUCCAGCCUGCCCUUUUUGAACUCAGAAAUUCUUUCUGUUUUGCAGUCUGAUGACAAUUACAUCAGAGACAACAUAAAAAUAUUCGCAUUCACGUACUUUGAUCCAGGACAGCAGGUGGCGCACUACAAUAAAGCAGCAGGAGGCCCCAACGGGCACACAGGCGCAAACCUUUUGCAGCAGCUAUUGAUAACUCUUCCGAGCAUAGAAAGACUCGACAUAACCAUUAUAAACGACAGAGAAGAGGCAGCAGCGUUUGUGGAAGAUUUCAAGUAUCUUUUCAGGUGCGGCGGAACAAAGUACACGGAAGAGCAGCUCAAGAAGAUUAUAAACAUCAAGAUACACAGUCCGCUGGAGUUUACCUCUGUGCAGAGCUGCCGUGUAAUACUGGAAACUGCAAUAAGCAGAAUACAGAAAAGCAUACACAAGCUAUUCGAAAAGAUAAAAACGUGUCCAAUCGGAAAGAGUGAUAGCAUCAAGAAAAUGACGCUCCAGGAGUUUAUGCUGACGCUGAAGCAUGUGAUGUCUCCUAACAUUUGCCUGCCUGAGCCUGGACCCAACACCGGCUAA
Nematocida minor is the source of this 2211-nucleotide messenger RNA. RefSeq lists its product as uncharacterized. The record is from RefSeq and is a predicted model, not a curated record. Bases 1 to 2211 code for a protein of 736 amino acids. Lineage: Eukaryota; Fungi; Microsporidia. The transcript has a single exon.